AUGCCGAAGCGCUGCCGGAGGGCGUACUGUAAUAGAGAUAGAGGUGUUAACUCCAUACUCCUCGGAAAAGCAACAUCAUCCUCUACCUUUACCAACACCCGCCCACGCACUCUAUCCUCCACAAUGAGCCUCUACUACGUAUACAUGCGCUGGUUGAGGAAGACCGACGAGAGAAGCGGUUCAUGGGCCCGCCAGCUCCUCACCUGCGAGUCACGCUACGUCGCAGACGAAUUCUUCCGCGCGUGCCAAGACCUCAAAGACAACCGCGGACAGCCUCGGUUCACAAAGCUAGAGCGCAGCACCCCGCAGUUCUGGAUCUACGACACCACCGACAGCGAACCGUGGAACGCGCUUGUCGACAUCCUGUGCAAGAGCCCCCUGCCGGCCAGUGUUGAGGGGAGGGUUAUGUCGACGCUCCUCCACGACGGCGUGGGGCGCGAGUGGCCGGUUGCUCCAGUGGCUGCGGGGCGAGAUUGGGUCAACGGGAAUACGUACUUUGUCCGCAAUAUCCGGCAGCCGAACCUGUACUGGUUCGAUGACGGGUCUAACCCUGGCAUUCUAUAUAUAUCGAAUGGAGGCAACAAGACAAAAUUCCGUGUAGUUGGCACCGACAUGGGGAGCGUUAAAAGGGUGCUGAUACGGUCCGAAGUUGUCCGUCUUGAGAUUCCCCAGUCGGGCAACAGUCCAACGAGGCAUCUUCUAUGCGAUUAUAAUAACCGCCUUGUGUGUGCGUCGGGUGGAGGGGGUUGGACGUUCAAAUUCGGAGACCUCCUCGGAAGGUUUGGAACCAGAUUUAUUGGAAAAAAUCAAUUGGGGAUCUAUGGGGCCGUUACGUGGGGUGAAGGCAAUGAUCCGGAUGAGUGGGAACUUUGUUAA
Messenger RNA from Morchella importuna, 876 nucleotides. RefSeq lists its product as uncharacterized. Bases 1 to 876 code for a protein of 291 amino acids. The transcript is spliced from 4 exons. Lineage: Eukaryota; Fungi; Ascomycota; Pezizomycetes; Pezizales; Morchellaceae. The record is from RefSeq and is a predicted model, not a curated record.